Pterocles gutturalis (yellow-throated sandgrouse) is the source of this 843-nucleotide messenger RNA. RefSeq names its product mitochondrial ribosomal protein L45 (gene MRPL45). Gene Ontology annotation, cellular component: mitochondrion. The annotation marks the transcript as partial. NCBI's taxonomy places the organism in Eukaryota, Metazoa, Chordata, Aves, Pterocliformes, Pteroclidae. The transcript has 7 exons. The record is from RefSeq and is a predicted model, not a curated record.
GCUGCGGAGGCUGUGCUCCGGCCGGUGGGAGUGGCCCCGGCCUGUCUUGUCCCAGUGAGAACGAAGAAGAGGUUCAGGGUCCCCGAGUGGGCCAGAGAGCUGUCCCCUGAAGAGAAGGAGAGGAGGCUCAGGUCUUUGAUGCCCAUGUUUCCUGACGAACGUGUAGAACGGACCUUCUACUUGGCCUGCACAGCUGAUAUUAUAGACCCGUAUGUCCCUCCUGAGGGCGAUGCCCGCUUGACUCCCUUAUCCAAAGAUGGGCUGAAGCAAAAGAUGGAGAAACUGAAGCAGACUGCAGCCUCUCAGCUAGCUCUGCGGAAGGUAAAAGAUCAUGAUCCGGAUUUCAGCACUAAAACCUUCCCGGAGAAGGCGCAGGAGAUAUUUAUCGAAGCUCACAAUUCCCUGGCAAACUUUAACAAGCAGAAACUUCACUCCCUGGUGACAGAGCGCUGCUACCCGGAAAUGGUCCGUGGGAACAGGUACAAAACCAUCCGGUGGAGUUUUGUGGAGUCCCUGGAGCCUCCAAGAGUGGUUCACGUUCGAUGCACCAGCAUUGUGAACCGAGGCAACCUCUAUGGGCAGGUGACGGUGCGGAUGCACACGCGGCAGAUUCUGGCAAUCUAUGACCGCUUUGGGCGGCUGAUGUACGGCGGGGAGCAGGUGCCCAAGGACGUGCUGGAGUACGUGGUGUUUGAGAGGUACCUGGUCAACCCCUAUGGCACCUGGAGGAUGCAUGGCAAGAUCGUUCCUGCGUGGGCUCCACCCAAGGACCCCAUUGUUAAGACUGUGAUGAUUCCUGGCCCCACCUUGGAUCCCUCCCAGGAGCGUGAAGAGAUGAAGUAG